CUUUAAAACGAAGCAAAGAAAAAUGUCCCAAUGAUAUCUGAACACGUCACCGUUUUGACUCCUUCUUUUGGAACCACUCUGCCUAGAUGCUCUGCAAGUAUUGGGCCGUGACGCGUUGUCCAUCACCGACGCGUCAGCCUAACAAACCCGCCACUGAGGCAUAUUUCGUUGAAUGAAUCUUAGAGAGAGUGAGUGGCCUUUGGAUCUGAAAUGAGUUUCUUCGAUUUCAUCCUGUUGAUGAUAGGGUCGCUCUUUCUGUUCAAAGCUUUCGAUUUUACUUUCUGGGUCUCCUUCUUCUGCUUCUUUUGAUUCCCCCAAUUCUUCAGCUUUCAAAACCCUAAUCUGCUGCCAUGAGGAAGAAGCUCGAUACCCGUUUCCCUGCUGCUCGGAUAAAGAAGAUAAUGCAAGCUGAUGAGGAUGUUGGAAAGAUAGCACUCGCUGUGCCUGUUUUAGUUUCUAAAGCUCUAGAACUAUUUUUGCAAGAUCUUUGUGACCGCACUUAUGAAAUAACUCUUCAAAGAGGAGCAAAGACCAUGAAUUCAUUGCAUUUAAAACAUUGUGUACAAAGCUAUAAUGUCUUUGACUUUCUGAGGGACGUUGUUAGCAGGGUUCCUGACUACAGCCAUGGCCAUGGCCAUGCUGAGGCUGGUCCUGAUGAUCGGGCCAUUGCAAAAAGAAGGAAAGCUGUUGGUGAUGAUGGUAAUGACAGUGAUGAAGAGGCUAAGAGGAGCAAGAUGCAUGAGUUGGGCCACACUGGCAGUACUGGUAGGGGAAGAGGCCGAGGUAGAGGAAGAGGCCGUGGCCGAGGGCGACCACCUUUAAAUAGAGAGAUAUAUCAUCAGGAUGCUGAAUCUGAGCCUUGCACUUCUGUUCAGCCAAGCAACCCACAAAAUACAAACACAAGUGUUGCAAUGGAUAGUGGUUCUGAGUCAAAGGAAAUACCAAAGGAGCAGAACAUUGCAGUUCCUGUUGAAAGCACUGAUUCGCUCCGGAACAUCGAUCUGAAUGCCAUUACGAAUGAAAAUGAUGACAAAAAGGCUAGCGCAGCAGCGGAUGCCUCUGUGCCUGAACCUGAUGCCUCUGUGCCUGAACCUCCAACAGAGAGCAAGCAUGAAGAAAUUCCAGGGUGGUCUCUUUCUGAUGUGGACAAGAUGGCCAUUGAUUCGCUGCAGCUUGCACAACUUGGUAGGCCACUAGAAGAGGAUGAAGAAGACUAUGAUGAAGAGGAGGGGUAAAUAUUAUUAGUCUUUGGUGAUUAGAUUAGUGAAAAGCUCAUCAUGAUAACUGUAGAAUAAGUACAUACUAGUGUUAUGAUUAUGAGUAUCCACUAGCUGUCAAUGCAUGUACCAUGUUGGCUGAAGAAAGGAUCUGAAUGCCCCUUUUCAUUAAUCUGCUUUGUAUGUGUAGCUGAUGUAUCUUUUCCUUGACCAGUAAUGUUAGUUUCGUGUACUUUUAGGCCUACAAUGUAUAUCACAAUUCUAGAUGGAGUGAAAAUUAUGCAUGCAACCUUAUUUAUUUAA
Messenger RNA from Glycine soja, 1520 nucleotides. Its product is annotated as dr1-associated corepressor-like. Gene Ontology annotation, biological process: regulation of DNA-templated transcription. Gene Ontology annotation, cellular component: nucleus. The transcript is spliced from 6 exons. The record is from RefSeq and is a predicted model, not a curated record. The coding region runs from base 351 to 1235 and encodes 294 amino acids. Gene Ontology annotation, molecular function: protein heterodimerization activity. NCBI's taxonomy places the organism in Eukaryota, Viridiplantae, Streptophyta, Magnoliopsida, Fabales, Fabaceae.